AUGUAUAUCCCUCAGCCCCUCAAUGGCUGGGCUCUCAGGAGCUCCAGUCUCAGGACAGAGCCUCGCUCCCCUGGUUUCGAGGUGGCAGCGCGUGCGGACAAAACCAUCAACGACAUCGCAAAGAGACAGGUCUCGAUAUCAGGUGGCCAGACCACCAACCUGACUGUUGGUGUCACGGUCGGGGUGGCCAUCCUCAUCUUUAUCCUUGGCGCCGGAGCCUUUCUCUACUAUUACAGAGUGUCUCUCAAAAAGAUUAGUCGCCGUCGACAUCGUCGUCGCCGCCGCCAUCACUCGCACAAGUCAUACAGCUCAAGGAGCUCCAAGAGCUCGGCCGAUGACGGCCCCGCUUCACAUCCACCUCCUCCAGCGCCGCCCUCCGCACCACGCUCUACCGCCCCGUCUGCCACGCCUGCCGACCCCCCUGCCGAUCCCCCUGCCGACGCUCCCGCCGAUGCUCCGGCCGACCCUCCAGCUGAUGCCCCGGCCGACCCCCCUGCUGAGAAGUAG
Messenger RNA from Colletotrichum godetiae, 507 nucleotides. RefSeq lists its product as uncharacterized. The transcript has a single exon. Lineage: Eukaryota; Fungi; Ascomycota; Sordariomycetes; Glomerellales; Glomerellaceae. The record is from RefSeq and is a predicted model, not a curated record. Bases 1 to 507 code for a protein of 168 amino acids.